ACCUUUUUGCUUUUCCUGCCAGCUCCCCACAAGUCACGCAGCCAGAACUCGGCUGCGAGUCAGGAAGGCAAAGAUCGCGAAGCUUGGCGCCGGGGAGCGCUCGAGCCAGGUGACACAGUCGUGGGUUCCCCGGCGCGGGCUUGACAGUUUCAUCCCCGCCCACUGGCAGGAGGGCGCCCAGCUGGGCUGCCCGCGCGCGCGCAGGGGGCCAUAAAAGCUGCGGCCGCGCGGAGACGCCGAGCUCGCCCACCGCCCGAGCAGCUGCCACACCAUGCACGUGAACGGCAAAGUGGCGCUGGUGACCGGCGCGGCGCAGGGCAUCGGCAGGGCCUUUGCAGAGGAGCUGCUGCACAAGGGCGCCAAGGUAGCGCUGGUCGAUUGCAAUCUUGAAGCAGGUGUAAAGUGUAAAGCUGCGCUGGAUGAACAGUUUGAACCUCAGAAGACUUUAUUCAUCCAGUGUGAUGUGGCUAACCAGGAACAACUGAGAGAUACUUUUAGAAAAGUUGUAGACCACUUUGGAAGACUGGACAUUUUGGUCAAUAAUGCUGGAGUGAAUAAUGAGAAAAACUGGGAAAAAACCCUGCAAAUUAAUUUGGUGUCUGUUAUCAGUGGAACCUAUCUUGGUUUGGAUUACAUGAGUAAGCAAAAUGGAGGUGAAGGCGGCAUCAUUAUCAAUAUGUCAUCUUUAGCAGGGCUCAUUCCUGUUGCACAGCAGCCUGUUUAUUGUGCCUCAAAGCACGGCAUAAUUGGAUUCACACGCUCAGCAGCGAUGGCAGCUAACCUUAUGAACAGUGGUGUGAGACUGAAUGCCAUUUGCCCAGGCUUUGUUAAUACGCCCAUCCUUGAAUCCAUUGAAAAAGAAGAAAACAUGGGACAAUAUAUAGAAUAUAAGGAUCAUAUCAAGGAUAUGAUGAAAUUUUAUGGAAUUUUGGAUCCAUCGAUGAUUGCCAAUGGAUUAAUAACACUCAUUGAAGAUGAUGCUUUAAAUGGCGCUAUUAUGAAGAUCACAACUUCUAAGGGAAUUCAUUUUCAAAACUAUGAUACAAUUCCGUUCCACACAAAAACUCAGUGAACAUCUUAUAUAUCAUCCAUCACUGAGACUAAGCAUGAAUGACUUAUAUUCAGACCAUAUCUUCAUUUGAAUAUAGCUUCUUAAAUGAAAUGUUAUUGUUUGAAGCUUUCCUUCAUGCAUUUGAUGUUCAUUUUUUUCUAAAUGAUUAGUUAAGUGUAUAGAUAAAAAAAUUAGGAACUAUCAAGAUAUGAUGUGGACCAAAGCCAGGUUUUGCUCUUUAUAGUCUAAGUAAUGAUUAAAACAAAGGAUAUUCAAGGAAUAUUCUGCCUUGCAGAAAAUGUGUUUAAAUUUGUGGUUCAUAAAUAUUAAUGUUUUUCAGAACAUCAUUUUUUUAAAGGAGAUACUUGAAUUGUUAUUUAAAUCAAACCAGAUAUAAAAACUCAUUUGUUUCUACAUUCCCCACUUUAAAGUGGGAAACUACCUACAAUGGCAAGUGGUUAGUAACAAUAACUUUUCCUUAUAUACCAUCUUUCAGCUGAACAUUUCAGCUCUUUAAAGAUGUGAUAUAUUUGAGGAUUGGUAGUUAAGGAGUAAAUUGCAAUGUAAAUAUAUCCCAAAUGAAAAAUCUGAUGUAUGGAAAAACAACAGAAAGUAACUGGCUGAGAUGCUGACCAACAGUUCAGCCUCCCUUGUGGGAAAAACAUUUCUUUCCUCUUUGUGUACUUUAAGAACUGUAAUUGACUCCAAAAAUCUCAGGAAUGAAACUCGUAACAGUUAUAGCAAAAAGGAUAGUUAGUGCUCCUAAAAAGUCAUAUUUAGGAUACACUCUUUAAGAAAAAAAAUACAAAUGUGAUUUUUUUUCAGGUUACUUCUUUGUCUAUUUGUACCAAUUUCAAAAGCACCUACCUGUCUGGAAAACUCUCUUUCUAAUCUCCAGAAGUUACUUAGUGUUCUAUGUGUAGCUAUUGAGGAGAAGAAACCAAUUUUGUCACAGUCUCAAUUGUAAGUGUUUUUGUAGGCUCAAUGCCAUAACAACAAGAGGUAAAAAUAGCUAUGAUGUUUUGCUGUUUUCCCUGUCAGGUAUUUUAAGAUAGGAUCAUUAAAUGCACCUGCUUUGGGUAACACUAUUUGCAAGCAGUAAUUAAUGCUAAUAAUAGUAAAAGCACAAGAUUUCCAAAUCAAUCAUUUCCUCAUAGAAGUAUUGCAUAAGUGAUUCACUUUGCCUACUGACUCUGGAGCUCCCAGCUUGGAGCAAAAUCCAUCCAUGUGAAAUUGAUAAGGAUUUCCUAGAGGUACUGGAGUGUUGUCAUAGCUUGCUUGGUUUUUUUUCUGCCAUUAAGACCUGUUGCCUUUACUUUUAAAGAGCAAUUUGAAUAGGAAUAACUGUUGUCAAGAUAUUCACAUAAUGUAUAUGAAAAACACCCAGAAAUGGACACCAGUCAACAUCUAAUAGAGGUAAAUUGUAUAAUUAGACACAAACAUGUUUGUACAGCGUGGCAGGGACCAAUCAGUGAAUGAUAGAGGUGUGUGGAGUGUCACUUAUCUUACUUAUUUUUCUACUGUAACAUUCAAAGCUGUAGCUUAAACUUUUCAUUUAUGGAUAAUUCUUUGUACUGUCAGCCUUCAGUAUACUUUGUGCUUUGAAUUAAUUUUUUAAUUUUGAAUUAAUUUUAAUAAACUAUGCAGACAUUUAAAAUCAUAUACUGAGUAAAACUGAAAAAGAUGUGAGCUGUACUUUAAAAAGCUAUUUUACAUUAAAAUUUAUCUUCUAUAAAUAGCUUUAAAUAAGUCUAUGUUAUAUGAUAACUCUAUAUACUGAUUGAGAAAAAAAUAAAUAUUAAAUCUGGGAGUGGGGGAAGCCUUAGUUUUCUUCAUUGUAUUUUUCAGUGAAAAUCCUAAUAUAAAUAAUAUGUAUUUUUUCAAAUGUAUUUUUCUUAAUAAAUGAAAAUAGGGCUCCCAGAGCAGCAGAACUAAAAUUAUGUGGACACUGAAAAAAACAUUGAGACUUGAUAAUGAUGUUGAAAUGUCCAACAAACUUAAUUUUCCCAUAUAAAAAUAAUUUUAGAUACUUGUAGUACCAUUUAAGAUUCAAAUGAUUAUGUGAUGAUUUCUGUCUGUUUUUGCUCUGUCUGUUAAUAAAUUUAGGAUGCCGAAGAGAUCUGAAAAUGUAAAUUUUUAAUAAAUUUAAGUCAAUUCACAUACUAAA
Molecule: messenger RNA, 3218 nt
Organism: Equus quagga
Lineage: Eukaryota; Metazoa; Chordata; Mammalia; Perissodactyla; Equidae
Gene: HPGD
Product: 15-hydroxyprostaglandin dehydrogenase
Exons: 7
Coding region: 272-1072 (266 amino acids)
Cellular component (GO): cytoplasm
Molecular function (GO): oxidoreductase activity, acting on the CH-OH group of donors, NAD or NADP as acceptor
Source: RefSeq, a predicted model, not a curated record